AUGGCUGGAACACGGAAUUAUGAUUUCCUGAUUAAACUGUUGUUGAUCGGGGACUCGGGCGUGGGCAAAUCAUGUUGUCUGUUGCGAUUCAGCGAAGACUCCUUUACCCCAUCAUUCAUCACUACAAUCGGGAUUGACUUCAAAAUUCGUACGAUCGAGUUGGAUGGCAAGAGGGUGAAGUUGCAAAUCUGGGACACUGCAGGUCAGGAGCGCUUUCGCACUAUCACGACGGCAUACUACCGAGGUGCCAUGGGUAUUCUGCUGGUCUACGACGUGACAGAUGAACGAUCAUUCCAAAACAUUCGGACCUGGUUUUCAAACGUUGAGCAACAUGCUAGUGAAGGUGUACACAAGAUCCUCAUUGGAAAUAAGUGUGACUGGGAAGAAAAAAGGGCAGUCUCUACCGAACAAGGCCAGCAGCUCGCUGAUGAACUCGGUAUUCCCUUCCUCGAGGUUUCGGCUAAGAACAACAUCAACAUUGAGAAGGCAUUCUACAGCCUUGCAUCGGAUAUCAAGAAAGGGAUGGACACUUCCAAGACCGAACAAUCUGGUUCUCAGGGCGUUAAUAUAGACCAGCAAGGUUCCGGCCCAAAUGGCAGCUCUGGGGGCAAGUGUUGUUAG
Molecule: messenger RNA, 621 nt
Organism: Penicillium crustosum
Lineage: Eukaryota; Fungi; Ascomycota; Eurotiomycetes; Eurotiales; Aspergillaceae
Gene: srgA
Product: Rab family GTPase srgA
Exons: 3
Coding region: 1-621 (206 amino acids)
Biological process (GO): protein secretion; regulation of exocytosis; protein localization to plasma membrane
Cellular component (GO): endosome; plasma membrane
Molecular function (GO): GTPase activity; GTP binding
Source: RefSeq, a predicted model, not a curated record